AUGCACUCGGACCACGACGACGCAGUAACCCCCAAGAAGAAACACGAUAAAGCUGACACAUCCCCCGAUGUUUCAGUUAGAAUCGAAAAUUCCGAUCCUGGAAGUGAUAAAAAAGUUGAAAAUAAAGACGCCAAGCCACGUAUUGUGUUGACAUUCCGUUCUGAAAAAUCUGGAGCGAAAAACAGUAACAUGAAAAUCGUUUCAACUGAGGAGAAACAUGAAGAGGUCUCUCCAAGGCGAUCGAAUAGAAAUCGUAGCACAAAGUGGGAAUCUGACGAGGAUAACGAAACUUUGAGCAGUGCAAAGAAAAGCCUAAACGUUAGUCAAUCAGUAUCAGAGAAUGAUGAAGCUUCAGAUAGCUCACUAGCUACACCAAAGAGGUCAACAAGGCGACGCAGUAAGGAGUUUUCUGAAAACGUACUGGCUAAUGCUAUAGCCAGAAAAGAAAAAUCAUAUAAUGAAACUCUUCCAGGACCUACACAAAGAUUAUCAAGGAGAAUUAAGCCUACUGCUAAGAUAUUAGCUAACGAAGAGCUUAGAAUGGGACUUGAGUCACAAAACAAUGCAAGACUUGGUUUACAACCAGAGAAGACUGAAGAUGGUGUUCGAACUAGAAGGUCAGCUCAUUCAAAGAACCAUGAUGCUGAGAGUACAGCUGAUAAAAAAGCGAUAAAGCGCCAUAAGCCAUCCGAAGAAAUGAAACAAGACAAGUUUGAAGCAGGGGAGAAUUCACCGACUGAUUCAAAAGUUAAACAUUUGUGUAAACUUGGCUUAAAGGCUAUUAACACCACUCCUAAUGAACCUCCAGAAUCAAGCAACAGGGGUGGAGAGGAUGAAGAAGCAGAAGCCAUUGAAGAAGAUGAAGAAAUUGAUGAUGAAUCAGAGGUGAUCAGCAAGUUGCUGGAGGCUGAUGAAGAUAGCAGUGAUGAAGAAUUCUUAUAUCCGAUUGCUGGAGUUUCAACUGAUCGACCUAGACGGUCUACUCGACUGUGCUCGUCGUACGGGAACGAAAGUGAUCAGUCAUCAAUGUCUGUGGGAGAUGAUGAGAAUAAAGAUGCAGCGGGUCCAGAGGAGGGUGAAGAAGCAGCAUAUCCUCCAGAAGAAUAUCCAGUAGUUGCAUCCUGCAACUGCGAGGCUUCUAGCAAAAUGUAUGCUGACCCUGAUGAACUUACUGAGCCGGUGUUCUGCCAGGCUAUCGACAGUGUGGAGGGGGUGCGCGUGGGGUGCUCGCACGGCGCGGCGCGGGCGGCCGGCGAGCUGCAGCCGCUGGUGCGAGCCGGACCGCGCACACCCUACAUGCUCGCCUGCCGCCUGCAUACUGCACAGCUCAGAAAACAUAUGUGCUGUGCUGCGUGUGGUCUGUUCUGUGCACAGGGUAUCUUCUACCAGUGUUCCUUGGGCCACUUGUUCCACUUGGAGUGUGGCAUCCAGGGCAGCGCAGAGGGCAAGGCGGGUGGGGGUGGGGGUGCGACGGGGUGUCCGCACUGCGGCGUGCACUCGGUGCUGUGGCAGCCUGCCAACAAGGACUGUGCUAAAGUCAAGAUAGACAUGCACUGCAGCGGCAAGCGGGUAUACCUGCCUGAACAGAGGGAGCAGUCAAUACCAGCUUACAUAGGCUUUGGUGGGAUCAAUCCAUCUCUAAUCGAGCAAGGUCCUGUCAUCCCUGAAGACCUGCUGCCAUCACCUCCUAUAGACCUGAAGAAGCUGUGCGAGGAGACAGUCAGCGCGGAGGAAGACGAGCCCAUCGAUAAAGUGGAACUACUACACGACGCUAUUAUAGCUGGGGAGACUCCGGAGCAAUUGAUACCCAAAAUUGUGUCAGCGAAGGGCGAGGGUCUUGAGGCGGCGCUGUGCGUGUGCGCGCGCUGGGGGCGCGGCGCGGCGGCCUACCUGCUGCACUUCGCGGGCGCCGGCCUGGACGCGCGCGACGCGCUCGGCCGCACGCCGCUGCACAUCGCACUCACCGUAUUAUUAGACAAAACAAACACCACCAAGAGUAAAAGCGAGACUGUUAAAAAUGAAGAAGAAAAGCCAGAAGUAAUGGAUGUAGAUGAGAAGAAUGAUAAUAAAGAAGAUAACGAAGAGGAUAAAAAAAUUAAAGAAGUGGAAGAAGAUGAUAUAACGGAAAGUGAAGUAAAUAAACCAAGCGAUGAGGACCUCAUGAAAGUUAUCAGAUAUUUGAUAGCAGCAGGAUGUGACGUAAACCUUCCUGUGAGUUAA
This is a messenger RNA of Papilio polytes (common Mormon), 2220 nucleotides long. RefSeq names its product histone-lysine N-methyltransferase EHMT1-like (gene G9a). The transcript has 8 exons. Lineage: Eukaryota; Metazoa; Arthropoda; Insecta; Lepidoptera; Papilionidae. Bases 1 to 2220 code for a protein of 739 amino acids. Gene Ontology annotation, molecular function: p53 binding; protein-lysine N-methyltransferase activity; histone methyltransferase activity. The record is from RefSeq and is a predicted model, not a curated record.